This is a messenger RNA of Cherax quadricarinatus, 1101 nucleotides long. The record is from RefSeq and is a predicted model, not a curated record. NCBI's taxonomy places the organism in Eukaryota, Metazoa, Arthropoda, Malacostraca, Decapoda, Parastacidae.
AUGUUGCAAGACGGAGGAGUGGUGCAAGAAGCAAGGUGGAGUGUGCACCAUGAGAGAGGACUGCUACUAUGGCCAUGUUAUCAACAAGGGCUGCAAGGUCGGCUGUGUUUGCUGCUUCACAAAACAAAUAACAACGACGUCGAGAACGAUAUUUACAUCUGUUACGACCACAGUUUCAACAGCGACUACGACCUCAACUACAACCACGACUGCAGCAUUCACUACGACAACAACUACAUUUACCACGACGCCGAUAACAACAACAACAACGUCAACAAGUUCUUCAACAAGCACAACUACAACAUCUUCUACUACAGAAUCUGCUACAUCCACAACUAUAACUUCUACAUCUACCAGGACAUCUACAAGUGCAAGUACAUUAACAAGCACAUCUACAAGUACAUCCACAAGCACAUCUACAAGUACAUCCACAAGCACAUCUACAAGUACAUCCACAAGCACAUCUACAAGUACAUCCACAAGCACAUCUACAAGUACGUCCACAAUAGCAACCACAUCUACAGGUUCCUCUACGAGUACAACUACAUCAACUUCAACAACUACAUCAUCCACAUCAACUACCAAUACAACUACAACAACUACGUCUACAACUACAUCAACUACGUCUACAUCUACAACAACUACGUCGGCAACAUCAACAACUACAUCUACAACUACAUCAACUACGUCUACAAGUACAACUAUGUCGGCAACAACAACUACGUCAACAACUACGUCUAUAACUACAUCAACAUCUACGUCUACAACUACGCCUACAACUACGUCUACAACUACAUCAACAUCUACGUCUACAACUACGUCUACAACUACCUCAACAACUACAUCAACAACUACGUCUACAACUACAUCAACAACUACGUCUACAACUGCGACAACUACGUCUACAUCAACUACAUCUACAACAAUUACGUCCACAACUACAACUACAUCUACAACAAUUACGUCCACAACUACAACUACGUCUACAUCAACAUCUACAACGACUACAUCUACCACUGUUACAAUAACCACAACUACAACCACAUUCAGACCUUCACUUGGACGAUAGACACUCCAGUUCGGAAGCCUAUGCAACAUUAA